AUGGACACGCGAAAGCCAUACAACGGCACACGGCGUGCCCUCGUACUCGCUUUCGAUGUAGGCACGACCUUCAGCGGCGUAUCCUACGCCAUUCUCGAACCGGGAGAUAUACCCAAGAUCCACGGGGUUACGCGAUUCCCGGGCCAGGAGUCCGUCGCUGGCAACUCCAAGAUCCCGACCAAGGUGUACUAUGACAAGAAGGGCCACAUGAAGGCCGCUGGAGCAGAAGCCGACGCCCCCUCGCUUGCCGAUCUCGCUGAAGAUGAGGGGUGGCUCAAAGCCGAGCUGUUCAAGUUGCGCCUACGACCGAGAUCUAUGAAGCUCAAGAUGAACGGCAUGCGGCUGCCUCCGCUACCCCACAACAAGAGCGCGACGGACGUGUUUGCAGACUUCCUUGGAUACCUCUUUAGGUGUACCCGCACAUUUCUCAUCGAGACGCAUGCGAACGGCCAGGCGCUAUGGGAUAACGUCGAACGUCAUCUCCAGUUCGUGCUCUCGCAUCCCAACGGCUGGGAAGGCGCACAGCAGAGCAAGAUGCGCCGUGCUGCUGUACUUGGUGGACUCAUUCCAGACACGGACGAGGGCAGGUCCCGUGUGCGUUUCGUGACGGAAGGCGAAGCAAGUCUGCACGCGUGUGUACUCAACGGUCUCGCGAACGACGUGCUGCAGAACCCCUCUGGCCACGGGUUCCUCGUAGCAGACGCCGGUGGCGGAACGCUCGACAUCAGCUCCUAUGCAGUACGCGGAACGUCACCACUCGUAAUGGAGGAGAUCGCGCCACCUGACUGUGUCUUUGCCGGCUCGAUAUUCGUCAGCAGGAGAGCACGCGAGUUUCUGGAAGUGAAACUCAAGGACUCGAAAUACGGCAAGCAGGAUACUCUUGACCAUAUCACACAACGGUUCGACGAGACGACCAAGCGUCUCUUCCGCGACAAGAAGGAGCUCGCCUACAUCCAGUUCGGCUCACCGCUCGACAAGGACCUGGCUGUCGGUAUUCGUCAUGGUCAGCUCAAACUCACAGGGAACGAGGUGGCGGCGUUUUUCGAGCCGUCAAUCGAGGCUGCGGUGGAGUCAAUAAAGGCACAGAUAGAGUCUACUAAAGGCGUGGUAAAGUCCGUGUGGCUCGUGGGCGGCUUCGCGAAUAGCGCCUGGCUUUUCACUCAGCUACAGGAGCGCCUAUCUACUAGUGGUGUCGUCGUGAGCCGACCCGAUAGCGCGACCUCGAAAGCCGUGGCAGAUGGUGCUAUCGGCUUCUACUGCGACCAUCAUGUCUCUGCGCGCAUGUCCAAGCACAUGUACGGCGUCGAGUUCCUGCGUGAGUAUGACGAAUCAGACCCAGAGCACGUUACUCGCAAGGACAGGAUGUGCGAGUUGCCCUCCGGCCCGAGGUUACUUGCCGAUGCCUUCGACUGCAUUCUUGCGAGGUCCGUCCGCGUAAAGGAGUCGACAACCUUCGUACGCAAGUACUGCACUGAGGUCACCAGCCUCUCAACUCUCUCCGUCUUCGAAGUCGAAAUCUGGUGCUAUCGUGGACCCGGCUCGACCGUGCCGAAAUGGAUCAACCGCAACUCGGAAGACUUCUCCACGCUCUGCGUCGUGCAGGCCGAUCUGUCGCCCCUGGAGAGCUCUGCACAGCCUAGAAGCGGACGCGGUAACAAGACGUACUGGACGAUCGUGUUCAGCGUGGAGAUUCAUUUCGGAUUGACAGAGUUCCGCGCAAGGAUCAAAUGGGUGGACAGCGGCAAGACGCGAUAUGGUCCCGCGACGAUCGUGUACAACGAAAGCGGUGUGCGCGGUGACGAAGAUGACUACGAAGGCGCACCAGACGCACCGGAGGACGACACAGUACACAGUCAGGAUCGAUUUCAGUAUUCAAGACAGACCUCGAGGGCGCCUUCGCGUGAUGAAUCCCAGCCCACCCCGAUCGCCGAACAGCAGGUUCCAGUAGCUGUCCCGCCCAUGCAGGGCUCUACGCGCACGGGGCGCACACGCUCUGCUGUACCUUCCGCUGCACCGACUACAAGCUCGCGCGCGCCCGGUACAACACGCUCGCGUGGCAUCCCGCCCGGCAUCGAUAUCCCGACUCCCGGCCCGAUCAGCCCGAGCACCUCCUCUGGUUCGGCUGGACGCCGUAUCGGCGAGCAGCUCAAGGAGGUGUGGGGAAGCGUGCCGACGACGCCGAGCACCGUGCGAUCACCUACCGACCAACAACCUCCCGUCAGCGUCGCAGCGACUCUUGCGCCCGUCCAAGAGGAGGGUGGCUCGCGCAGCCGUGGGGUCCCGACGCCUCGUGUACCCUCGCCACAACCAUCCCAGCCACCCGCACCCGUCUCCGCAGUUCCUUCGAAGGCGCCGUCUCAGAUCUACGCCUCUGCCGUACCAAGCAGACCAGGUUCAGCUGCUGUCCCGAGCCGUCCACCUUCAGUACCAGCUGUUCCGAGCGCGCCCCGCUCGCAGAUCUAUGCAAACGCUGUGCCGUCGCAAGCUCCCUCGAUCAGCGUCGAGCCUCCACCGGCGCCGGGAUCGGCUGUACCCUCAAGAGCAGGCUCUCAGAUCUACGCGAACGUCCCGUCCAACGCGGGCUCGCAGCGCGGCGGCGUGCCUUCGAAGCCACCAAGUCAAAUCUAUGCAUCCGUCCCAUCACAGGCAGGCUCCGUCAAUGCGCCACUGCCCGCGCCGCCUUCGGGUGGUCACUCGCGCACUCCGUCGCGCUUGGGUAGCCAAGUUCCAACGCGCGCACCAUCGGCCGCCCAAGACGCUCCACCCGCGGUCUCGCGAGGCUCGCCCUGGGGUUCGAAGGUCCCGUCUCCCAUGGUCAGUAGAGCGCCCACCGCCACUCGCUCUGCGUCGCCUGUACCUCCACCCCCCGGCGAGGAGCAGACUCUUGAGUCCAUCACGGAGGCGCCGCCCGUGCCGCCUGAGGCUGAACCUGUAGUCGAGGUCCCCGCUGUCGAACCAGAGCCCGUCCCUGAAGCAGCCGCAGAGGAACUCGCUGCCGAGCCUGAGCCUGCUCCUGAGCCUGAGCCCGAACCCGAGCCGAAGAAACCGUCGAAGCCGCUCACAAAGGCCCAGCAGCGCAAGCUCGAGCGGGAGCAGAAGGCCGCGGCUGCAUUGGCCAGCAAGCAGGCGAGCAAAGCUGGCACACCCGUGGCGAGCAAGUUGCCGACGCGCGCACCUUCGCCGUUGCCCGAGGAGCAGGCGGCACCCGAAGUUGCCGAGCCGCCCGCACCCGAACCGCCCGCCGAGUUACCGCCUGUCGAAGAGCCCAUCAGUCAUGGCGGCAUACCUGGUGGUUUCGGCGAUGAGGACGAUGGCCCGCCGCCGCCGCCGCCACCUGCACCGGAACCAUUGCCUGAGCUUGCUGCCGAGCCAGAGGUACAGGAGCAACCUCCUGCACCUCCUGCGCCGGCGUGGGGUUCUGCUGCGUCUAGGGCGGCGUCGAGGCCUGGUUCGAAGGUGCCAAGCGUUGCUCAGAGCAGGGCGCCCGCGAGCAAGUGGGGAUCGGCGGCCCCGAGCGUGCGCGCCGCAUCUCCGGUUCCACCCCCACCCGAGAAGUCACCAUCACCGCAACCAAAUGCAGAUGCCGGAAUUGGUCUCCCGUCAUUCUUGAAUGCCUCUCCGGGAGAGGAGAGCGGCGGGUUCGGUCUUGGUGGACUGCUGGGCGGCGCGGCCAAGAAGGCGUCUGGAUGGGGCUGGGGAGGCUUCGGCGGCGGUGCGAGUGGUCAGACGAGCCCGAAUCUUCCGCCGGAGGUGCCGAAGAAGAAGAUCGACACUGCCUGGGGAGCUGCUGCUGCUGCACCUGCCUCUACUGGGGGCAGCGCGUGGGGCACCGCCAACGAGGCGGAGAAGGCGCCGAAGAAGAAGAUGGACAGCGCAUGGGGAACCGCUGCUGCUACACCCGCGGCUCGCGACAGCGCGUGGGGCGGUGGCGGAGACCAAGAAGAGGAGAAGGCGGACGAAGGAUGGGGCUUCGGCGGCGGUAACAAGAGUAAGGGCAAAGGCAGCGCAUGGGGCGCAAUGUCAAAUAACAACAACUCUGGGUCUCUUGGUGGGGCAGGUUGGAACGACACCACCAGCUUCUUCGAUACCCUCGGCUCUGAUCCGGCCCCUGUUGCUGAUGGGUUGCACCUCGACACGACUGCGGGAGCGGGGAGUGGCGAACAGGCGCCUAUAUCCGCUGUUCCUUCGUCUGCAUUGACAGACAACUUCUCGCGUCUGACGACGCCUCCGGGCGAACGGGCUGAUGGCGGCGAGGAACCGCCGGCGCCAGAGCCAAAGGAAGAUGAGAAGAAGGAAGAGGAGGAUGAUGACUGGUGGAACGACUCGAAGAAGAAGAAGAAGGGCGGCAAGGGAGUGGCAGGAGGAGCAAACACUGGCGCUGCGAACACGGGCGCGAGUACCCCGGCGACUCGGGGCGGCAAGGGCAAGAAGGGCAAGCGCUGA
This is a messenger RNA of Peniophora sp. CBMAI 1063, 4443 nucleotides long. NCBI's taxonomy places the organism in Eukaryota, Fungi, Basidiomycota, Agaricomycetes, Russulales, Peniophoraceae. The record is from the annotation of a GenBank genome assembly.